Adineta steineri is the source of this 528-nucleotide messenger RNA. The record is from the annotation of a GenBank genome assembly. Lineage: Eukaryota; Metazoa; Rotifera; Eurotatoria; Adinetida; Adinetidae.
AUGGAUAAAUAUGGAUUUCUUUAUGUUUCUGAUUAUAAGAAGAAUGAAGUGAGACGAUGGAAAAUUGAAGAGUACAGUGAAGGAACUGUGGUUGCAGGUGGAAAUGGAAAAGGCGAUCAACUUAAUCAACUUAAUUUUCCUGCCUAUAUCUUUGUUGAUGAAGAUCAAUCUGUUUAUAUAUCUGAUCAAAACAAUAAUCGUGUGGUAAAAUGGAGAAAAGAUGCAAAAAAAGGAACAAUUGUAGCUGGAGGAAAUGGUAAAGGAGAAAGGUUGAACCAACUGUCUUCACCUCAAGGAGUCAUUGUUGAUCAUUUUGGUCAAAUCUAUGUAGCAGAUUUUUGUAAUCAUCGAAUAGUGCGUUGGCGUGAAGGAAAAAAAGAAGGUGAAAUUGUUGUUGGUGGAAAUGGUAAAGGAAAUCAAUCAAAUCAAUUGAAUGUUCCCAUGGGUUUAUCUUUUGAUAAUGAAGGAAAUCUUUAUGCUGCCGAUCGUGACAAUCAUCGAAUUGAAAAAUUUCAAAUAAUUAUGUAA